CUGUCCCUUAUUUGCCUCGUCGGAUAUUUUCCCAUUCUCCGCCGGUCACUGAGUUCUCCCUUUCGCCCCUCCGUCAUGGUCCAAUCCCGUCGGGAGUUCUUCUCUGGUCCUCUCUAUGGUUUGACCACCUCCCCCACCACCUCCUCUAGCUCCGCCAAUAUAGACCUUGCAUGGCCUUUUGGCAAGCUUGAAACUAUCGACCAUGAUGAUAUUCGUGAAACGGCUUACGAAAUCUUCUUUACGUCUUGUCGUUCGUCGCCGGGAUUCGGGGGUCGGAAUGCUUUGAUGUUUUAUUCAUCACAUGAGAAUCAGCAUAAUCAUCACGGGGAUGAAGGGAGUUCGGGUGGGCUAUCAUCACAAGGACCGGGUUCACCUAGUCGGCGGGCUAACCAUGGGGCGGUGAAUGCCCCUUCCAGUAGGGUUAAAAGGGCUUUGGGGUUGAAGAUGGUGAAAAGACCACAACAUACUAGGAGGAUGUCAAUGUCUUCUUUGAAUUUCAGCAGCGAUGGCGGUGGUGGGUCGUCUUCGCCAUCGUCGCCUGGUUCUAGCCCUGGUGUCGGUUCAGCGUUUUCGACGUUGCCGGGGAGGCCUCGACGACCUUUGACAUCGGCGGAGCUUAUGAGACAACAAAUGAGGGUGACAGAACAAAGUGAUAAUAGACUUAGGAAGACUCUCAUGAGAACCCUUGUUGGCCUAACAGGUAAGAAAUCAGACAAUAUCAUUCUUCCACUCGAGCUUAUUCGAUUUAUUAAACCAUCUGAAUUCAACGAUCCGCACGAGUACCACAUUUGGCAAAAGCGUCAACUCAAAAUCCUAGAAGCAGGCCUUCUCCUCUACCCAUCGGUUCCUAUCGAGAAAUCAAAUUCUUUAGUGACGUGUCUACGCGAGAUAAUCCGUUCCAGUGAUUUCAAGCCUAUAGACAUUAGCAAGAACUCUGACACGAUGAGAACAUUGAGCAAUACCGCCAUUUCUUUAGCUUGGCGAAGUACCAAUGGCUCUCCUAACAAUGUGCCCCAUUGGGUUGAUGGAUUCCCUUUCAACAUUCACCUCUACACUUGUCUCCUUCAGGCCAUAUUCGAUAUCAGGGACGAGACCCAGGUCCUUGACGAGGUCGAUGAAUUGCUAGAAUUGAUGAAAAAGACAUGGACUACGUUGGGGAUCAAUAGGCCGAUUCACAAUGCUUGUUUCACUUGGGUGCUUUUUCAACAAUAUGUUUCAACUAAUCAAACGGAGCCUGAUCUUCUUUAUGCCGCAUAUACUAUGUUGACAGAGGUGGCAAACGACGCUAAAAAGCCGGAUAGAGAGGCAUCGUAUGUGAAACUAUUGUCUUUAAUGUUGGAUUCAAUUCAAAAUUGGGCAGAGAAGAGGUUACUUAGCUACCAUGAUUAUUUCAACAAAGGAACUAUUAGUGGAAUUGAAAGUCUUUUGCCUUUGGCAUUAUCUUCAGCAAAGAUUUUAGGUGAAGAUGUUAAGAUCAUGGAAGGGGAAGGGGGUGAAAAUGGGGAUAUAAUGCUUGUGGAUUCAACCAGUGAUCGUGUAGAUCUUUACAUUCGAUCUUCUGUGAAAAAUGCAUUUGCAAAGAUGGUAGAAAAUGAAAAUGCCAAACUUGCAAAUACAGAAGAAAAGGAAGAACCUAGUGUAACUAUAUUAAAAUUCGCUAAAAAAACUGAGGUGUUGGCCGAGAAAGAGAAAGAGCUUUUUAGUCCUAUAUUGAAGAGAUGGCAUCCGGUUGCAACCGGAGUUGCGGUUGUCACACUACACCAAUGUUAUGGGGCACUGUUGAAGCAACAUUUGUCUGGGACACGUAUGUUGAACAGCGAAAUAGUUGGGGUACUACAAGGAGCUUCAAAACUAGAAAAGGUUUUGGUUCAGAUGGUGGUCGAAGACUCCGUAGAAUGUGAAGAUGGAGGAAAAGGAAUUAUUAGAGAAAUGUCGCCAUACGAGGUUGAUUCAAUCAUAUUGAAGCUUUUGAGACAAUGGAUAGAUGAAAGACUAAAAAAAGGGAAAGAUCUUCUUUCUAGAGCAAAAGAAACCGAAAAUUGGAAUCCCAAGUCCAAAUCCGAGCCAUAUGCGCAGUCCGCUGAGGAGCUACUGAAUUUGGCCAAGGAAAUGGUGAAAGAUUUCUUCGAAAUUCCAAUCGGAAUUACCAACGAUCUGAUUCUUGAUCUAGCUGAAGGUUUAGAGCAGCUCUUCCAAGAAUACACUACCUUUGUAGCAUCAUGUGGGUCAAAAAAGAGUUAUCUCCCUACACUUCCUCCUCUAACCAGAUGCAACCGAGACUCAAAAUUCUUCAAAAUCUGGAAAAAGGCCAGUCCUUGCAGUGUUGGAGUAGAACAUAUGCAUCGAAUUGUGAAUAUGGAUGGUCACCAUUCUCGCCCAUCGACAAGCCGUGGCACACAACGCCUUUACAUUCGACUCAAUACCUUGCACUAUCUAAUCACUAACCUCCCUUCUCUUGAUAAAGCUCUAGCCACCUCUCCUAAAGUUUCAACACAAAACAAUUCCAAUGGAAGAAGUGGACGCGGUGCUUCAUAUUCCUUCUUUGAAAAUGUUAAUGCAUCUAUUCAAUCUGCAUGUGAUCAUGUAUCAGAAGUUGCUGCUUACCGCCUUAUCUUCCUUGACUCCAAUUCUGUUUUCUACGAGAACCUUUACGUUGGUGACGUAGCCAAUUCAAGGAUUCGACCUGCAGUCAAAAUUCUAAAGCAGAACCUUACACUUCUUAAUGCAAUAGUCAUAGAUCGGGUCCAAGCAGUAGCAAUGAAAGAAGUCAUGAAAGCAUCAUUCGAAGCUUUCCUCAUGGUUUUGCUCGCUGGUGGACCAUCUAGGACCUUUAAUCGGUCCGAUCACGAGAUGAUCAAUGACGAUUUCGACAGUUUGAAAAGGGUAUUUUGUAAUUGCGGAGAAGGAUUGAUAUCUGAUGAUGUAGUCAAAAAGGAGGCUGAUACCAUUGAAGGGGUUAUAUCAUUGAUGUCUCUAUCCACCGAACAACUAACGGAAGAUCUCAGCAUUAUCACUUGUGAAACUAGUGGAAUAGGUCUUGUAGGCACGGGGCAAAAGCUACCUAUGCCACCAACAACAGGAAGGUGGGAUAGAUCCGAUCCAAACACAAUACUAAGAGUUUUGUGCCAUCGGAAUGAUCGAGUCGCGAAUCAAUUCCUAAAGAAGUCAUUUCAAUUGGCAAAAAGGAAAUGACAU
Molecule: messenger RNA, 3195 nt
Organism: Gossypium raimondii (Peruvian cotton)
Lineage: Eukaryota; Viridiplantae; Streptophyta; Magnoliopsida; Malvales; Malvaceae
Product: protein unc-13 homolog
Exons: 5
Coding region: 76-3192 (1038 amino acids)
Source: RefSeq, a predicted model, not a curated record